AUGGCUAGUGCUAGUUUAUCAACGGAUGUCUCUCACAGUAAAUCUGACGAGAUGCAUCUUGAAAUUUUCUGUCUACUCUGUCUCGAUGCUAGUUCAACUACUAAAGAAGGUCGUGAUACUGAACCAAAAUUACGUUCUAUCAUUAAUCAUCUCAAGAAAUUUCAUGAUACAGAACAAUGUCAAAAAUAUAUUCAUGAACGAUCAACAAAAGAACGAGUAGUUAUGAUUGUUAGUGGAAGCUUAGGAAGAGAAAUAGUUCCUUCUAUUCAUCAUCUUAGACAAGUUAUAUCGAUUUAUGUAUAUUGUAUGGAUAAGGAAGGUAACGAAAAAUGGGCUCGAAACUACAAAAAAAUAAAAGCUGUUGUAACUGAUCUUGAUGAACUUGUUUCUCGAAUUAAAGCUGAUCAUAAAAUUCAAAAGAUGGUUGAAGAACCAUUAUCAAUUAAUAUUUUUACUAAAAGUGGUGGUGCAGGUAGUUCGACAACAGGAUUAAAUGGUGAAUUUGUUUUCUCACAAAUUCUCAUUGAUUUUCUUAUCCAACUGCAAUAUACUGAAGAUGAUAAAAAAGAACUUGUUGAUCUUUGUAAAAAACAAUAUCAAGGUAAUAAUGAUGAAUUGAAUAAUAUUCAUGAAUUUCGUGAAAGAUAUUCAUCUGACGAAGUUUUAUGGUGGUAUACACGAGAAUCGUUCUUUUACAAGACUCUUAAUGCUGCUCUUCGUACCCCAGCAGAUAUUCAUACAAUAUUUCUAUUUCGUAAAUAUAUCGCUGAUAUUCAAUAUCAAUUAAAGAGUCAUCAAGCUAAAAAACGUCUUCGAGUUUAUCGAUGUCAAAUGAUAUCAAACAAUGAACUGGAAACUUUGAAACAGAAUUGUGGUAAAUUUAUUUCCAUCAAUUCAUUUCUCUCUACUAGUUUUAAUGAACAACAAGCUCUAGCAUUUCUUAACGAUUCUGAUGGUACAGAAAAUUUAGAAGCAAUAUUAUUUCAAAUUGAUGCUGAUCCUAAGAUGGCAAUUACAAAACCAUUUGCUGAUAUCACUGAAUUUAGUGAACUCAAAGGUGAAGCUGAAGUUCUUUUUAUGCUUGGUUCCAUUUUUCGAUUGGAUAGUGUCAAGCACAGGAAAAAUGAUAAAGUAUGGAUCAUCGAAAUGACAUUGUGCAAUGAUGAAGAACAUGACUUGAAACAAGUUCUCAUAGAUAUGAAAGAGCAAUUUAUGAGUAAAGGAAUUAAUCUUCAAACAUUAACAAAAAUAUUACGAGGAAUGAGCCAAAUUAAUCUGGCUAGAAAAUACUUCAUCCGUUUGUUAGAACAACUACAACUCAAUGACCCUUUACGGAUUGAUUUGUAUCAAGAUCUAGGCGAACUUGAAUCACACGCCGGUGACCUGGACAAGAAACAGCCUCCACUCAACGAUCCUUCACGAACUGAUUUGUAUCAAGAUCUGAGCAAACUUGAAGCACAUGCUGGUCACAUGGACAAUAGUACAGAACGGCAUCAAAAAGCAACUGAAAUGAAAAACCAGCGUCAAUCUACUUCUUCCUCCAGCAUUAGUAAACCAAAGAAUCCGUUUAAACCAAAAUCCAACAAAUGGAAACAAAAUGCCAUCACCGUGGCUGCUGGAAAUGGACAAGGACAACAAUUAAAUCAACUCUAUUUUCCUUACGGAAUCUUUAUUGAUAAAAACAAAAAUAUUUUCAUUGCUGAUUUUAGUAAUCAUCGUAUUGUUGAAUGGAAAUGUAAUGCAAAGGAAGGACAAAUCAUUGCAGGUAGAAAUGGAGAAGGAAAUCGAAUGGAUCAGUUGAGUUAUCCAACAGAUGUGAUUGUUGAUCAACAAAAUCACUCGAUCAUCAUUGUUGAUGGUGCGAAUAAACGAGUGAUUCAAUGGUUGAAUCAAAAGCAACAAAUUCUCAUUGACAAUAUUGACUGUUGGGGCUUGGCAAUGGAUAAAGAUGGAUUUCUUUAUGUUUCUGAUCGUGAGAGGAAUGAAGUGAAACGAUGGAAAAUGGGAGAAAACAAUGAAGGAAUUAUAGUGGCAGGUGGAAAUGAACAAGGAAAUAAACUCAAUCAACUCAGUUUUCCUACUUUUAUCUUUGUUGAUGAAGAUCAAUCUGUUUAUGUAUCAGAAUGGAACAAUCAUCGUGUGAUGAAAUGGAGCAAAGAUGCAAAAAAAGGAACAGUUGUGGCUGGAGGAAAUGGUCAAGGAGAAAAUCUCAAUCAAUUGUCUAAUCCUGCAGGAGUAAUUGUUGAUCAUUUGGGUCGAAUCUAUGUGGCAGAUUUUGGGAAUCAUCGAGUAAUUCGUUGGUGUGAAGGAAAAGAAGAAGGUGAAAUUGUUGUUAGUGGAAAUGGUCAAGGAAAUCAAUUGAAUGGUCCCUGUGGUUUGUCUUUCGAUGAUGAAGGAAACCUUUAUGUUGCUGAUUAUUCAAAUCAUCGAGUCGAAAAAUUUGAAAUAAUUUUGUCCAUGAAAUUUUGA
Messenger RNA from Adineta steineri, 2469 nucleotides. The record is from the annotation of a GenBank genome assembly. NCBI's taxonomy places the organism in Eukaryota, Metazoa, Rotifera, Eurotatoria, Adinetida, Adinetidae.